AGUCUCCGUGUCCAUCUCUAUCUUGUCCCCGCUCCUGUCUCCGGUGUGUGCUGAGCCCGUGUCCCGCUGCAGAGGCACUGUGGCUCCCUCUCAGUUCAACCGGCGGGACUCCACUCUCACCUCUCCCGCUGCUGACGUCACCGCAGCCUGGGCAGAGCUGAGAGCCGCCUGCGGACAUAGCGCCGAGGAAAAUGCUUCUCUCCGUACCGCCAAGGACAGGAAUCAACCCCUAUAGCAGCGGAUUCAACGGAAGAACCAGCAAAAAGCAGUCCUAUGUGUCCUCCGGCCACCAGAUGGCGCCCCCCAGUCCCAACACGAACAGCAGCAGUAACAGCAGCGGAGGGGGCGGGGAACAGCUGAGUAAGACUAACCUGUACAUCCGCGGGCUCCAUCCAGGGACCACAGACCAAGACCUGGUGAAACUCUGCCAACCGUAUGGCAAAAUCGUGUCAACCAAGGCCAUCUUAGAUAAAACGACCAAUAAGUGUAAAGGUUAUGGCUUUGUGGAUUUCGACAGUCCGGCGGCGGCGCAGAAAGCCGUCACAGCGCUCAAGUCCAGCGGGGUCCAAGCUCAGAUGGCCAAACAACAAGAACAGGACCCCACAAACCUGUACAUCUCCAACCUGCCUGUGUCCAUGGACGAGCAGGAGCUGGAGAGCAUGCUCAAGUCCUUUGGUCAGGUCAUCUCCACCAGGAUCCUCCGAGACGCCAACGGGACCAGCCGCGGGGUCGGGUUUGCCAGAAUGGAGUCCACGGAGAAGUGUGAGGCCAUAAUACAACAUUUCAAUGGCAAAUUUAUCAAGACGCCCCCGGGAGUGCCUGCUCCCACAGAGCCAUUAUUGUGCAAGUUCGCCGACGGAGGCCAGAAGAAGAGACAGAACCAGGGGAAGUAUCUCCAGAACGGACGGCCCUGGGCUAGAGACUCAGACACGGGAGGAAUGACGCUAGCGUAUGACCCCACAGCCUUACAGAACGGGUUCUACUCAUCGCCGUACAGUCUGGGCCCAAACCGGAUGAUUGCUCAGACCUCUCUGCCGUACAUGCAUUCACCUGUCUCCUCCUACCAGGCUUUAUUUGACAGAUACAGUAGGCUGGCAGGAAAUGGGGCAGACAGAUGGGGCAAUGACAUGGAGCAAAGUGGCCGGGACUCGAACCCGGGCCGCUCCAAUGCGUGCUAUGCGCUCUACCAGGUACACAACGCGUCCUGGAUGCCCCAUCAGUCAUACCUCAUGCAGCCAGGAGCUGUUCUGACCCCGACCAUGGACCACGCCAUGUCCAUCCAGCCCACGUCAAUGAUGGGGCCCCUCACACAGCAGCUCAGCCACCUGUCCCUGGGCAGCACGGGCACAUAUAUUCCGGCCAACACAACUAUGCAAGGGACCUAUAUCCCCCAGUACACCCCAGUGCCUCCCUCCAACGUCCAAGUCGAGGAGAAUGGUGGCCAGCAGCAGCAGGUGGCCAUGGAAACUCCUGCAGAGCACUCGAACUACUCUUACCAACACACCAAGUAAAGCUAAGCUCUGGGUGAGGAGGAGGGCACCUGUUGAAUCUGACCAAUCAGGAUCGAGGACGCGGCGUGCUCGUCCCCUGCGCCUGGACCGAACCCGGAUCACAAAAGGAACAUGUGCGUGCGUGUGCGUGCGUGAUCAGUUUUGUCUGCGUGUGAAAAACCUCUGUGCUUUUUUUUUUUUUUUUUUUUUUUUUUUUUGAAAUCGAAAGGACAAUACUUCGUCUAUGGGACUUUCCAACAUGAACCAAAGGUGGGACUCUUCUCCACAGACACUAUUUUGAUAAACACAUUGCGAUGAGAGUUGGUGCAGCAUUAUUUUUGUGCAAAUUCUAAUGAAAUCCUAUUUUUCAAGACCAUUCUGGACGCUUCGGAGUGACUUUUUGUUGUUUUCGUUUUGUAAAAUAUGCAAACUUUACGUGUUUUUUUUUUUUUGGUUUGGUUUUUUUCAGUUGUCUGUUGUUUGACAUUGUAUUUUGCAGCAGCACAGCAACAAUUUGUACAGAUCUGAAACAUAUGAACUUGUGUUUGAAAACCGUUUAAAGCUACUUCUUCCUUAACUGCUGCAAAAAUACUUUUACUGCUCACGCACAGGAAAUACUAUAGUAGUUUAGGCCAACACAAGACAAUCAAUUCUUUCUAUUUAUAUUUGAAUUUCUAUUUUUAGAUUUUUUUAGAGAUCAAAGUUUUUAGAAAGAAAGUUAUUUAAUAGUUUAUUUUGCAAUGUAAUAUAGACAAACUUCAUGACGCACUGAAAAAGCUCCAAGGGUGAAAUUUAUAAGGGCUUUUAAAAAAUAUAAUUUUUACGUAGAGUUGAAGAAAACAAUACCGAUAUUAAAGGUCCUAUAUUACGCAAAAUUAACUCUUACGAGCAUUUAACCAUUAGAGAAUGUUGUUACCUCCUCAAAAACAAAUCUGGAGUUGUGUUUUGCUUCAUUCACACUUAGGCAACGUUCAGACUGCAGGGCUUAAUGCUCAAUUCAGAUUUUUUUUUUGUGAAAUCUGAUUUUUUUGUGAGGUCGUUCACAUUUCCAAUUAAAUGCGACUUGUAUGUGAUCUCCAGUGUGAAUUUUAAAUGCCCCAAAAGUUUCCCACAUGCACAUUGGGCUCGUCUCCCAAAAUAUGGCCAGGUUGGCGCCACCAAGUGCCAGGAAUUGGAAUACACUAGACGGUUUGCACCACCAGCCAAUCAGCGAAGAGUCAUAUAUUCUGUGUUGUCAACGAUUCCCAAGAUCGAGGAUUUAAAGCCGGAACAAAGAGAAUGUUCGGUGAAAUUUUAUCAAGGGGAAAGACGUUAUUGUCCUUCGUCCUACGGGAUUUGGGAAAAGCUCAAUAUACCAGUUAGCCCCCUUAGCGGCGCAUCACAUACAUCACGACCAAACAGCAGCGAUUGGUUAAAUUUAAAAAAGUACCCGCCUACCAUCGAGCGAAUGAAUUCUAAAGCUGUGAGGUCAGACGGUUUCUACGAAGUGAAACCGGCUGAUGAAUCAGGCUAAAAAUCCAGUCCAGUUCUUGGUAAAAUGUACAGGUUACACGUUCACAGCCGCUUCGUUUGUUUGAGUCGUUAUCCUCCUUGUAUUUGUCUCACGGGCUCUUUAUUUUUGUUGACAAUGGAGCCAGGACCAACUGUAGCCGCGCUCGGACAUUUCUUUCAUUUCAAAAACCGCGCAGUUCCGAUAAGACGCCUCCAAUUUGGCUUGAAUACAUUGAUCCCCUCAAAUAUGAAUUAACUCGCUGACCUCGCUUUCCCUCCAUUGACGAGACUCCGAGCCUGUAGGUGGGAUGAAUGUGACCUGACCGUUCAGACUGAAGUCACAUGUCAAAAGAUCAGAUAUGUAUCGGUUUUAGGAGCACAUAUCCAAGUGGACUGGGUCACAUCUGAAAAAAAAUCAGAUCUGUGUCCUUCAGGCUGUCAUUAAAAGAUCAGAUACAGGAGCAUAGGGACGAGAAAAUCAGAAUUGGGUCACUUCAGGCUGCAGUCUGUCUAAGUCUCCAGCACUCAAAAUGCUCUAUUCCACCUUGUGAUGUCAUAAAGUGAUGGUUUUUAGAUCAAUAGCUACCGUUUACCUUUUGUUUAGUAAACAUCGGAAAUUCUAGUGGCUGAAAUUAAUCAAAUGAUUCUAGUGAAGCUGUACGAAGUUUAAAAACACAGUGACCACAAACUCUCAAUUCUGUAACUUUUCUGGUGGGGGGUCCGUCAAAUGCUUUUUUCCAUGGAGACGCUUUGUUUUGAAUGUUCCACAGUAUGACAUUAAACCUUUCUAGCUUCAUUUAAACCAGAUCUGUGGAGAGGUAACACCGCUCACAGUCGGAAUGCCUGUUUUCUAGGUAUUUUUGAGUUAUAAAACCACCUGUAAUUGAAUAAAUGUAAAGUAGAGCUAUUUAAUGUCACACUGUGGAACAUUCUAGACAGAUUAAUAACUGAAACUCUAUCAAAAGUUACACAGUGCACUUUUAAACAUGUGUGAACGGAACAAAACACAACUCCAGAUAUGUUUGUGACGAAAUAUAAUAUCAAAAACCAGAAAAUGCAAGCGUAAUAUGGGCCCUUUAACGUUUACUCAAGUUACUUUUGUAAAAUAUUCCGUGAAAUGAGAAGUGGUUUUAAGCGGUUUUGUCGAGGUUGUCAGCGGAGCGAUCCUUUGGCCCUUCGCGGCUGAAGUAAAAAUAUGCUACAGAUUUAUGAGCGAACACGUCUUGUACAGAGAACAAUGCAGUGACUAAAUUAAGUAGUUGUUUAUGAGGGAAAUCUAACAGAGAAUAUGAUCUUGUGUGGAGGGGGAGGAGUCAGUCUUUACCAAUGCUGCUGUCACAUAAUGAGUUUGAGUGGAGCCCGAAAGUCGACGCCAAAGAGGACGUUUUCAGACCGUGACCUGUUUAAUCAGCGAAACCCAUUGAGUUAUACAAUUCGGAAUUAAAUAAUCAAAUAUUGAAAUAACAGAAAGCUUUAUUUUUGGGGAAAACCGCUACUACUACUCUGGAGUUUGGCCUGUACAAAACCGAUUUCAACUUUCUCUCAAAUGUUAACGCCAAUGGAUGUAUAUAAAACUAUGAAGUGACUUAAAAAACUGCAAUAAAAAGAAAUAAAUAGCAAUAAAAAUAAUGCGAUUAAGUACAAGAGUAAAAUUGUUGACAGUAGUGUUGCUGUGGAUUAAGAACACCCAGAUUUGGCAUUUUUGGUCCUAACAACAUGAAAAUUGGCACUACACACGCCCGUCCCAUUAGAAAGACACUCUCCAAAUUUGAGAUCGGUCGGAUGAGCGGUUCGAGAGUUACAUGUGGAAGAGUCAAACAAACAGAUACACAGAUGGACUUUCGUUGAAUUGCUGUUAAAACCUGACCUGAAAAUGCAACCAGAAAGACAUCAAAAAUUCGAAAAAAAAAAAAAAAAAAAAGUAUGUAUCUGGUUUACUGUGGUGACCCAAAGCAAAAGAAAAAAAUACAAAUACAUAAUUAUAUACAAAGGGAGUUUUUUUUGAGUGAAGAUGUUUUACAGCUCAUUCAAGCAUCUUUUUCUUCUUAGUCUUCAACUUCUUCUUCUUGUCUGGAGAAUUUUUCCACUGACUUAGAAAUCUCCUAGAAUCCCAAAAAGUCCUGGUUUAGUCCUGGUUUACUUCUGGUUUACUUCUGGUUGGGUCCUGGCUUAGUCCUGUCUAGUCCUGGUUUAGUUCUGGUUUAGUCCUGGUUUGUUUUAAUCCUGAGUUAGUCGUUAGUUGUUGGUUUAGCUUUGGUUUUAGUUCUGGUUUUAUCCUGGCAUUGUCCUGGUUUACUCCUGGUUUAGUUCUGUCUUAGUCCUGGUCUAGUCCUGGUGUAAUCCUGGUGAGGUCCUUGUUAUGUCCCAAUUUAGUCCUUAUUUAGUCCUGGCUAAAUCCUAGUUUAGUUAUGGUUUAGUCCUGAUUUAGUUCUGGUUUGUUUUAAUCCUGAUUUAGUCAUUAGUCAUUGGAUUAGUUUUGGUUUUAUUCCUAGUUUAGUCCUAUUUUAGUCCUGGUUUAGUACUGGUCUAAUCUUAGUCUAGUCCUGGUCUAAUCCUGGUGAGGUCCCUGCAAUGUCCCAGUUUAGACCUUAUUUAGUUCUGGUUUAGUCCUGUCUUAGUCCUGUUUAUUCCUGGUUUAAUUCUGGUUUUGAUGUAGUUUAGUCCUGGUUUAGUCCUGGCUUAGUACUGGCUUAGUUCUAGUUUGGUUAUGGUUUAGUCUUGAUUUAGUUCUGGUUUGUUUUAGUCCUGACUUAAUCAUGAGUCGUUGGUUUAGUUUUGGUUUUAGUCCUGGUUUCAUCCUGGCCUUGUCCUUGUUUAGUCCUGGUUUAGUCCUGGUCUAAGCCUGGUGAGGUCCUUGUUACAUCCCAGUUUAGUCUUUAUUUAGUUCUGGUUUAGUCCUGAUUUAGUCCUGUCUAGCCCUGGUUUAGUUCUAGUUUUGACCUGGUUUAGUCCAACCAUAGUUAUGGUUUUGUCCUGGUCUAGUCCUGGUUUAGUUCUGUCUUAAUUUGUCCUGGUUUGUUUUAGUUCUAACUUAGUCGUUAGUCUAAGUCGGUUGGUUUGGUUUUGGUUUUAUCCUGGCAUUGUCCUGGUUUAGUCCUGGGUUUAGUCCUAGUUUAGUCUUGGUCUAGUCUUAGUCUAGUCCUGGUCUAAUCCUGGUGAGGUCCUUGUUAUGUCCCAGUUACUUAUUUAAUUCUGGUUUAGUCCUGGCUUAGUCCUUGUUCAGUUCAGAAAAGAAUACAUUUUUCUUUUGCUCUCCUGCCUGGACGACUGAGGGAUUACACAAACAUGUGGUAACCCAAAAUAAAAAAUAAAUACAUAAAAUGCAUUUGACCCACACGUGACCUUUGAAUUAAAGCACCAGAAACCAGAAGAUGUUUCGAAGCACUGGUGAGCUGGUAUGACAUGGAGGUAGAGAAGUUCAAUGCCGUACUGCUCACAAUAGGCUCUAUUCACGCGUAUAAUACACACAUUAUAACACAGAAAUGAAUAGGCAAGUUAUAAAAGGAAAAAAGAAAGAAUGGAAUGGCAUUGAGAUAAAAAAAAAAAAAAAAAAAAAAAACGGGACAUUUUCUCAGUUUUCCCAGAUUUUGUCAGAGUUACUCUCACCAACAGAGCGAAGUCAUCAUCCUCGUGUUUCAGAACGUCGCCCAGUUUUGUGACGUAAACGUGAAUAGAGCCCAUUCCGAUGCAAGUAAUAACGUCUCCAUGGCAACGAACAAGUGACAGACCCUCCCUGAGCAAAGUUACACAGUGCAGCUUUAAGUAAGACAUAAAACUAUUGUCCUGUAAUCAAACGCCCUUCUUUCUCCUUGACUUUCGGGCUCCAUGAAGUUUGAUUCACCAUCAGUGACUUGUUUUUGUAGAAAAUGUUUUGUGUCUUCUUUCACUUGAACUUUUAGAGCUAAAUUGCCUUAAUUUUGAUGACUUUAUCUUUUUGAACGUAGAUUAGUUUUUAGCUGUAGAAACUUUUGCGCCUUUUGUUGAUUUUUGUUUUGUUUCGUGUUCGUUUUCUAUUGUUGAAACAUCUUCCGUUCCAAACCAGGUGCUGAAUAUUGGACCUGAAAACCGUGCGUUUUUUGAAAAAGAGCUUAACCAAACACUGACUUUAGCUUGUCCGCGUAUACCGUAAUCCAAAUACGUUUAAUUUAUGUGAAAGCGCAGACUGUAGAUAUGUAGAUAGUCAGAGGAUAGCAGGCCGCUCACUAGACCAUGGAAGUGCCAUUAUAGAUGAUUCAAGCCUUAGUGAGCCCCAGUCUGGUUUUGUACAAGACUCAAAGUUGUGCAAAAACUCUCGUUGCUACGCCUUAACUUUGCUCUUCAGAUGAAACUGCCGCAUUGAAGCGAGGAAGAGGAGGCGGGGGAGGAGGUGGAGAUGGUGUACAUAAGGACACGGGCGCAUGUCAUUUUAGAUGUUUUAGAAUUUUGAAAAUGUUUUGUGUUGCGUUUUUUUGUUUUUUUUUUCUGCUCUGAACUUUGUCAUUUUCGUCGCUAUAGGGUUGUCAAAAGUAUCGAAAAUUGGAUACUAAUUGAAACUACAGCAGAGACUCGUUUAAGCAGGUAUCGAUACUAAAGGAGUCAACGAGUUUAAGAGCACAUAGACUAGUAUACUCCCACCGUGGUAUCGGAGUAUCGAAUCUGUUCCUUAGUAUUGAAAUUGAGCUUGAAAUGUUAGUAUCGUGACAAUACCUGUUUAAUGUCUCAUUUCUGCAACCAAAGAUGUUGUACCAUCCAUAGAGUUUGUGGUCAAGAUAAGUGAAACUAAACUAAACAGCUGUUAUAUUGUGUGAUGUUUUUCUCAAUUGCUUUUAAAAACUGAACUAAAUCUAGGGGCUGUAAGAGAUACCACAAUGGAAUCGAAAUCGAAAUUUGAAUAGUCGCAAUUGGCAAAUUACCGUAUUUUUCGGACUAUAAAGCGCAAUAUCAGUAAUGUUGAAUUCUCUCAUCUAUUUUCAUACAUAAGCGAAACAAACGGACGACACUUGAGACUGAUUCUUAACCCAGGCGUCCACGAUCCAUCGGUAGAUUGUGGCGUAACUCGUCCGAUGUGUUAUGAAUGUGAAUGUGGGUUGAUCAUUUAAGUUUGUUUUGUUUUUAAAUUUCCUACGAGGAUGACUCAAAUAUACGUUGGGUAAUAAUGUGUUUAAUGCAGCUUUUGCGCACAUUUGUUUACGUUUUACAGAAAUUCAAUCCAAUCCACUUUAUUUCUAUAGCACAUUUCACAAACAGUUUCCAAAGUGCUGCAAAAAUACAUAAUAACAACAAUAAUAAGAUGAUAAAAUAAACUACUAAAAUAAUACUAGUCUUAAAAUAAUAAAACCAGUAAAAUAAAAUAAAAACAAAAUCAUAGAAUAGAAAUAAACCAAUAAAUAAAUUAAAUCAAUAAAAACACAUAAAAAUAAAUAAAAGACACAGAGGACCACACAACUCACACGUUGUGAGUUGAAACUUAAAAUCACUUGGCUAAUUUGCAUAAAUUAUAAACGCUGAAAAAAACAGCUCACUCCUGCCGUCAGCUUCUGUUGGACUAAAGGACACGACUUAUUCCGUGAGGCUCCUGACUACAGCAGCCGUAAUGCUCCGACAAUCCAUCGAGCGGUGCAAAGUUGUACUAAAAUGUUUUGACAGAUUUUUGAGCGCCGUGUAUAACAUGAAAUCGGUUCGAGGUCAAUAAGCACAACCAGAAUUAAUACAUAAGGCAGUGAAAGGAUUUUAAGUGCGCCUUAUAGUCCGAAAAAUACAGUACAAGGACAACAUCAUUUCCUGAGAUUCUGUUUCUUGUGUAAAAAAAAACUACUUACCUUGUAAUUUAGAGCUCUCCAAAAAUACAUUGGAUUCUUGUAUUAGUUUCAGUUUUCAGUCUUCUCUCAAAUGCUCCUGGACAUGUUAAAAAUGUGAACUUUGAACAAAAUGAUGCUAUCGAAAAUUGAACGGUCAUGGCAAUGCUCGUUAGAAAGAUUGCAAUUCGAUAUUUUUUCCAAUUUGUUCAGCUCUAAACAGACUGUAUAAAGAAGAGGACUAAUGGAGUGGCUAGUAGUUACAGGGGCGAAUUAGGAAAAGGAAUUUAUUUACGGAUAAAAUAGUAAAAUAACAACACCGGAAUCAAGUAGAAUAGGUUAAUACGAACAUUUCAAGACCAAAAUGAUGAGCCUGACAGCAGCAGAUACAGACAAAAGGACGACGUUUUUCAGUGUUAAGUGAACUGGAACCAGCGUCGAUGGAGCCAGAAGCACGCCCCUGCUCACUUCCUGUUUGAAAUGCUUUAGAACGAUUAGCUACUGUAUGUCCAUUUAUAUAUACAGGCUACGGACGUAACUCAGACUUACCCGUUCACAGCUCACAUUGGCCAGCUUCGUUCAGCAAUUUCAUAAACAACAUGUCCAGAGAGAAAUAUGACGCUGUACAUUUGCUAAAUAAAACUCAAGAAGUGAAAGCGCCGUUAAUUGCUGUGACUCAAUAAAUCAGGCAAUACAAGCAAGGAAGGCAAAUCGCAAAGGCUGCAGUUUUAGAAGUACCGGGAUUUAUUCCACAAACAACAAACAAAACCUCCUGAGUUACUCUUCAAAAAAAAAUAAAAAAUUAAAAACUGCUAACCUUGUAGUUUAGAUCUCUACAAACAUGCUCUGAAAUGUCCCUGUGUCCCAGAUGUACUUUCUCCACAGCAAAAAGUGGAGUGUUCAAAUUGACUCCCACAGAAUUGAUUUUAACAUUUUCUCAGGGUUUAUAUGAGUCCAAUCUGUUCUAGAGUUAAUUAAACAUUUUUGGAAAUGUUCAUUAAGUAACACUGGGGCCAGAGUGUCUGUUUAACCCCGAAAUCAAGAGUUAUAUUAACAUUUUGAGAGUAAAGAGUGAGUGGUGGGUGGGAGUUUCCAAAUUAACACUAAGGGAAAUGGAAUUAGCACUAGUGGAAGUUGAAUGAACUUCAACCAUAUCACCUCAGUAAACAAAUACCCUCAACUCAAACCCCCAUUUAACUUUCAAACCGUUAAAAUAACACUUUAACUUCCUGUUUAACCCUGAAAUCAAGAGUUAUAUUAAUGUUUGAGAGUAAACGGAUAACACUUUGUAGGGUUAUCCUGAUUUAGCUAAACAACACACAGAGUUGUUUUAUUUUGACACUUUAUUUGAGUUAAUUUAAGAUGAAAUUAUGUAUAAAAUUGGUUCAAACUGGCCUUCACUCAUGGGAGUUUGAAGUGGUGGGUGGGAGUUUCCAAAUUAACACUAAGGGAAGUUGAAUUAACACUAGGGAAAGUUGAAUUAACUUCAACCAUAUCAACUGAAUAAACAAAUAGCCUCAACUCUAACCCCUAUUUAACUUUCAAACAGCUAAAAUAACACUUUAACACCUGUUUAAGUUUAACCCUGAAAUCAAGAGUUAUAUUAACGUUUUGAGAGUAAACGGAGACAGAGCUGACCUGAGAGACAGAGAGGUGUUUUAUUUUUACACUUUAUUUGAGUUAAUUUAAGAUUAAAUGAUGUACAAAACUGGUUCAAACUGGUCUUCUCUCACGGGAGUUUGAAGUGGUGGUGGGAGGAGCCAAAUUAACACUUGUGAAACUUGAAUUAACACGUGGGGAAGUUGAAUUAACACUAGGCAUGGCAAAAAACAAAAUUUAGCCAAAAAGUUAAGUUGCCUUGAAUUCAGAAAGUUUUAUCAUGAUUUGAGUAAAUUUGACUUGACAAGUGAAAUGAUCUGCCAGUGGAACAAGACUUUUUGUACUUAAAAUAUGAAAAUACAUCUUACUACACUUGAGAGAAGAAAAACAACAACUUUUUGCACAUAAAAUAAGAAACAAAAUCAAAUGUUGCUUGAAUUAAGAAAAACUUUGGUAGAUCAUUUUACUUGUCAUGUUGAAUCGACUCAAAUAAAAGUAAAAUAUUCUUACCUAGAUAUUGUUUUUUUUUUUUCCAGUGGGAGAAGAUGAAUAAAUCCCAACUCAAACCCCCAUUUAACUUUCAAAUAGUUAAAAUAGCACUUUUUUGUGUGUUAAAACAACUCUUUAAUUUUAACCCUCCAGUUUUUGCUGUGUGUGUCAGAUGCCCUCCCUGUGUCUCUAUUUCUGCAUAAAAACUGCAAACCCUGUAGUUUCGAUCUCUACAAACAUGUUCUGAAAUGCGAUUCUUGUAUUAGUUUGUCGUUCAGAUUCCAGUCGAUAAAAAGAAAAGACAAAAAAUCACAAAUAUUCUCAGCGCUAUCAAAAAAAACUAUAUUUUUACCCUAAUCUAAAAGCAAUUGAGAAAAACAACCUUCUUGACUAAACCCUCUACCAAACCGACCUUCCGACCAGAGCCAUCUUUGUAAAUAGCUUUCCUCUCUCACUUCUUCUGUGUGUUUUUAUGUCGACUCAUUGAUUUUCAUAUCAAACAGGUUUUAUGUUCAGACUCAAUGCACCAUGAAGGAAAAAUCAUGGCUAUUGUUAUAUACAUGCUCACAGAAUGUUAUUCCAUAGCCAUCACUUUGAAUUCACAAACUCAGAUUUUGAAACUAUGAAAUGGCCAGUGGUUACAAUGCAGUGUUUAUUUAUUUUAUUCUAUUGUUCUUUUUCACUUUUUUUUGAAACCUGAAUGAAAUUAUACUUUAAAUUAUAUGAUGAUAGGACAGUUCAAACGGUUCCUUGCACUUAUUGUAGUUGACAUAAAUUGGAGAUAGUUUUUUUUUUAGAGGGUAAUGGCUUAUUUCAUAGCUUCAAAAGUUUUGCUGCUAAAACAGGAUUUCCGUGAAGGGGAUUGGGCGUCGUUUGGAUCUUUCCCCAAAAUUAAGUUAUAAUUUUUCACCUUUGUUUGAUUUUACUGACAGUCCAAACCAGGAAUUCUCAACUGCUCAAAGUUUGGAUGUUUUUUUUUAACUAACAAAUACAACUUUUUUUGUUUUAUUAGCUGGUUAACGCCGAGACUAACUUGAGUACCUCGUGAUAGGUCCAGUUGUUGGGAUAAGCUCCACCAACCACCAACCAAUACCUCCAUUCAGUCAUCUGUGUCGUUUUUAUAGGACUUAUUUUUAAAGCUUUUGUGGUGACUGAAAACAAUAUUUAAGACAAAAAUUGGAAAUGUAAAGAAAUGUGGAUUUUCUGGAGAACUCAGAAAUCUCUAAGAAUCACUAACAGACCUGGUUUAGUCCUGGUUUAGUCCUGUUUAAUCCUGGUUUAGUCCUGGUUUAGUCCUGGUUUAGUCCUGGUUUAGUCCUGGUUUAGUCCUGGUUUAGUUCUGGGGUACUUCUGGUUUACUGCUGGUUUAGUCUUGAUUAAUUCCUGAUUUACUUCUGGUUUAUUACUGGUUUAGUUUUGGUUUUGCCCUAGUCUAGUUCUGGUUUAGUCCUGGCGUAGUCCUGGUUUAGUUCUGGUUUAGUCCUGGUUUAGUUCUGUUUUGUUUUAGUCCCGAUUUAGUCAUGGCUUAGUUUAGUUUUGGUUUUAUCCUCGCAUUGUCCUGGUUUAGUCCUGGUUUAGUUCUGGUUUAGUCCUGGUUUAGUCCUAUUUUAGUCCUGGCUUAGUCCUGGUCUAGUCCUGGUCUAAUCCUGGUGAGGUCCUUGUUAUGUCCUACUUUACACCUUAUUUAGUUCUGGUUUACUUUUGGUUUAGUCUUGAUUUUGGCCUGGUCUAGACCUGGUUUAGUUCUGGUUUUGCCCUGGUCUAGUCCUGGUUUAGUCCUGGCUUAGUCCAGGCUUAGUCCUGGCGUAGUCCUGGUUUAGUUCUGGUUUGUUUUAGUCCUAAUUUAGUCAUGGGUUAGUUUAGUUUUGGUUUUAUCCUGGCAUUGUCCUGGUUUAGUCCUGGUCUAGUAUUGAUCUAGUCCUGGUCUAAUCCUGGUGAGGUCCUUGUUAUGUCCCAGUUUAGUCCUUAUUUAGUUCUGGUUUAGUCCUGGCUUAAUCCUAGUUCAGUUCUGGUUUAGUCCUAGUUUAGAUCUGGUUUAGUUCUUGUUUUGUUCUGUUUUAGAUUUAGCUCAGUCCUGGCUUAGUCCUGGCGUGAUCCUGGUCUAGUCCUGGCAUAGUUCUGGUUUCGUUCUAUUUUAGUUCUGCUGUAGUCCUGGCUUAGUCUUGGUUCAGUAUUUUCUGACACAGUCUCCACAGUUGAGAAUUCCUGGUGUUUCCUCAGACCCUGCUCACGUCUCACUACCUUCUUACACUGUACAUAUGUAGAGUCGAAGUGCAUUUAAAGGUUUGGGGACAGAUCCAAUGUGGACGCCGCUCUCUCCUCGUGUGAACAGUUUCUUAUUUAUACAGAACUCAUUUUGUACACUUUUGUUAAGACUAGAGGAUUUUGAUAUUUGGUUGAUGUUUUUGCAGAGGCCACGAGGCUCUUUUGUCUUCCUGUGCCAGACUUUGCUAAAAUUUGUCUGUAACUUUUGUGUUUUUUUUAUUGAUUGAUGAGAUUUUCCUUUUUUCUUCUUUGGUUUUCUCUUUUUGAAUUUGAAUAUGUCAAUUUUCUUUUUUUAAUAAAAUUGUUUAAAUGACA
Boleophthalmus pectinirostris (great blue-spotted mudskipper) is the source of this 13423-nucleotide messenger RNA. Its product is annotated as RNA-binding motif, single-stranded-interacting protein 2-like. The record is from RefSeq and is a predicted model, not a curated record. NCBI's taxonomy places the organism in Eukaryota, Metazoa, Chordata, Actinopteri, Gobiiformes, Gobiidae. The transcript has 15 exons. Gene Ontology annotation, molecular function: mRNA 3'-UTR binding; poly(A) binding; poly(U) RNA binding. The coding region runs from base 192 to 1511 and encodes 439 amino acids. Gene Ontology annotation, cellular component: ribonucleoprotein complex; cytosol; nucleus.